This is a messenger RNA of Durusdinium trenchii, 1904 nucleotides long. The record is from the annotation of a GenBank genome assembly. Lineage: Eukaryota; Dinophyceae; Suessiales; Symbiodiniaceae.
CUUGGUUGAACUUCCUCACUUCUGGUGUCUCGUGCGCCCACGCCAUGGCCACUGUGGAGGGCACGCGCCGCUUCGUGGAGCGCCUGGUGCGGCAACAGCGCCUCGCACCGGCGCUGGCGACCCGACGCUUGGGGCCGCUGCACUGCACGGCCUUGGGUUUUGGCGCGUACCGCUUUCCGGGUGAAGCGAAGGACCAGGUACCCCGUGAGAUCCUGCAGAGGGCUUUGAGUUCGGUGAAUGUCAUUGACACCUCCAGCCACUAUGUGUCCGGCGAGAGCGAACGAGAGAUUGGGAAAUUCUUCAGUGCUGUGGACGCCAGGGAGGAAUACAUCCUUUGCACCAAGGUAGGUCAUGUGCCCCGAGGAACCUCGCCCAAAGGGGCUGUUCCAAUCUACCAACGUUCACAACAGAGCACGGAUGACUUGCAUUGUAUCGAGGGGUCUUUCGUGGAGUCCGAAGUUCGAAGCUGCCUUGAGCGAUUAAAGAUGAAGCAGAUUGACUUUGUGAUGCUGCAUAAUCCUGAGUACCUGCUCUCCGCCCGGAUGCAGGAAAAGGUUCCCAUCGCGGAUGCCUGGGAUGAGAUGUAUGGUGCUCUUUUUGAAGCCUUCAAGACCUUGGAACGCUUGUGCGACGAGGGAAUCAUUUCGUGUGGCUAUGGUGUGAGCAGCAACUUCUUGUCAUGUCUCUUCUCGGUGACGGGGCUCCCCAAUUUGUAUGAGUCGCUGGUGCUGGACCGCGUACUGGAUGCGGCCCAGGCCGCUGCCCAGGCCGAGAACUGCCAGAGCUGUCGGUUUCAAGUUGCACAGCUGCCCUUGAAUGCCUGGGAAAAUGGUGCUGUGCUUGGAAGAGAAGCCCAGGCUGAAGGCGAUUGCUUCAUGGCCACCCGCUUGGGCAUUUCUCUGCUCACAAAUCGACCCAUCAAUGCCUUACCAAUCCCAGGUGUGAGCAGUGGAGAUUGGGGCCGCAAUGACAAGCACUUGCAACUUCGAGAGGCUAAGCCCAUGGGGACCACAGAGUCUCUCCUGAAGAGGGUCUUAACAGAGGCGCUUGGAGAAGAGGCUCCACUACAACAGUUGGCCCUCCGAUUGGCACUCUCGGCACCAGGCAGCGCAUGUACAUUGAAUGGUGCCCAUCGCUGGAACUAUUUGGACGAUCUAGAAGAGGUCUUGACCAAGGAGCCCUUCCAGGUCUCACAGGUGCAGAAGGCGAUGACCGCUGCGCGGUCCAUGGCCACGGAACUGGGGUGUCGCAAGGAAGGUCUUUGGUGAAGCGAGGUGAAGUGAGGUCGCCCAACCGUCGGGCGGUAGGUCGCAAAAGUGGAGCGUGGAGGCGUGGGGGGCAGAGCAGGGUGCAUCCAAGCAUUACGCGACAUGGCAGGGGUUUUGACGGCAAAAAAUUGCACAAAUUCCAGUCCGAAACCUCCGUUUUCUUGCGAACGCGACUGCUUUCGCCUAUUGAAGCUCACUCUCGACCGGUCUUUCUCAGCCAGUGCCUGCUGAGCAGGCAGGCACUGCUCGCUUGUAGGGGAUGUUUGUGCCUGUCUUUUCGCUUGUUGGAAGAUCUUUUUUGGGGCACUUGAAUGGAAGAGUCCGGUCCAGCACCGGGGCAGGGAUAGCACCUCUGUUCGGUGGAUCGCAGUGGGGAGCUGGGUGGGCCGGACCUGCAGUUCGGUCCGGAAAUCCACUGGGUGGGGAGUGACCGCUGCGGUCGCAAGCGAGGCUUCGGGUGACUGAAAUAGGAACACCUGUCGUGAUGUUUUUUGGUAUGAUCAGUAUGAUCAACUCCCAAAAGAGGUCUUGACCGUUGUAUUUUGGAGCUGGGAGACCAUUUUACUCGUCCCGGUCGGGUUGUAGACUGGUCGAUGUCAUGGAUGGAUGGGAUGGAUCGGCUGGCUGGCUGGAUGG